AUGUCUGAUUCCGUUAUUGCCAACUACAAGCUUGCCAAAGCACCCAUUUACUCCCAUUGUUUCUCGCAAGAUCGGUCGAUCUUGGCGGUGACCUUAAACACGGAUUGCUUGGUAUUUAAAAUGGUGCCCAAUGGUAAGCCACAACUCGUGGCAAGUCUUUCUGAUCACGACAAAACGGUUACUGCAGUAGAUAUUUCAAUCCACGGCAGAAUUCUCACUUGUUCACAGGACAGAAAUGCCAUAGUGUGGGAGCCCCUAAGUGAUGGCUCCUACAAGCCUACACUAGUGCUUUUGCGUAUCAACAGAGCUGCCACAUGUGUUAGAUGGGCACCUAGUGGUUACAAAUUCGCAGUUGGUUCGUCAGCCAGAAUAAUCGCUGUUUGUUACUAUGAACAGGAAAAUGAUUGGUGGGUUUCCAAACACAUCAAAAAGCCUAUCAAAUCCACAGUAAACUGUUUGUCGUGGCACCAAAAUGGGAUAAUACUUGCAUGCGGUGGUACCGAUGGCUAUGUGCGUGCAUUUUCCGGAUUUGUAAAAGGCUUGGACUCCAAAGACCAGGUUGCUAGCUCUCCCUGGGCCGAUAAAUUCCCCUUUGGCGCACUUGUACGUGAGUGGUACAAUGGGGCCUGGAUCCACGAUGUUGAAUGGAGAAGUUCCCAAGAGAAAUUGGCCUACGUUACUCACAGUGGAUCUUUCAACGUUGUGGACUCUUCGGGACAGAUGUGGGCGGCUGAGUAUCCCGAAGGUUUGCCAUUGACCUCUGUUGUGUGGGUAAAUGAUCAUGAAGCUGUAUGUGGUGGAUUCGCAUGCCACCCCGUCUUGUUUACAGAAGGCGCGUCCGGAUGGCAGUUUUCUAAGAAUAUCGACAAAACUGUUGCGUCUCGUACCCCUGUUGCUGCCACCUUUGACGAAGAGGGUCAAGACGAGACGGGCUCUUUUGGGAUCUCUGCUUUGAAAAAAUUCAAGGACCUUGACCUAAAGGGAAAAGUGUCUACUCAAGUGCAAGAAUGCACGCAUGAAAAUGCGAUAAUGGAGCUAGCACCCUAUUCCGAAGCUAGUGGUAAUGUCACCGAGAUUUCGUCAUGUGGUCUUGAUGGGAAAGUCGUCAUCUAUAGAGUGUAA
Lachancea nothofagi CBS 11611 is the source of this 1122-nucleotide messenger RNA. The record is from the annotation of a GenBank genome assembly. Lineage: Eukaryota; Fungi; Ascomycota; Saccharomycetes; Saccharomycetales; Saccharomycetaceae.